Messenger RNA from Drosophila busckii, 4131 nucleotides. It is a transcript of the gene Magi, whose product is annotated as membrane-associated guanylate kinase, WW and PDZ domain-containing protein 2. Gene Ontology annotation, molecular function: protein binding. The coding region runs from base 146 to 3736 and encodes 1196 amino acids. NCBI's taxonomy places the organism in Eukaryota, Metazoa, Arthropoda, Insecta, Diptera, Drosophilidae. Gene Ontology annotation, biological process: hippo signaling. Gene Ontology annotation, cellular component: cytoplasm. The record is from RefSeq and is a predicted model, not a curated record. The transcript has 5 exons.
UGAUCUGUGAAGAAUUAAAAAAUGAAUUUGAUGCGAUAAGCUCAUGAGCGCAAUGGCAAACAAAUUGCCAGUAAUUGCAGUUUAAGCUAUAAAUAAACAAAAAGCAUAAACAAUAUUAAGUGUGAGUACAUUACGGAAGCAGAAGAUGCCAAUAAUAACGGCAACAACAACAUCAACAGCAGCAGCAGCAGCAGCAGCAGGCGGAGCAGCAACAGCGAAUAGAAUUCAAGCCAAGGCAGCAACUAACGAUUAUCUAAUGCAGCAGCAACAAUACAACUACUAUCAACAACAACAACAACAGCAGCAGCAGCAGCAACAGUUGGCGCCGUUGUCGGGUGUGUUAAAUGCUUCCCACCAGCAACAUGGAGCACAUUCUCAUCCACAUACACAUCCUGUUGGCAGUUUGACUGCCACAGCGGCAGGCAGCUCAGCAGCUGUGGCAAACGCGACUCACAAUGGCGCGACUUCUACCAGUUUUGCAACAUUUAACGGAAACCUCACUCUAAAUUCUAACCUGGCCAACGGAAGUAGUCGCAGCCAGAGCAGCAAGAAAUUCAAUUGCAACGAUCUUGGCAACAACAGUCAGAGCAACGAUGUUGCAGCUAAUGCUAAUGCGCCUGCUGCUGCUCCCGUUGACAGUGGUUAUGCCAUGUCUGUGGCACCACCGCCGUUGCCGUUGCCGUUGCCAUUGCUGGGCUUGCCGCCACCGGCGCCAAAGAAAGUCAGCGUUGCCUCACUGCAUGCGUCACGCGAAGAUGUUGCCUCCUUGGGUGGCAACUCCAAUGUCAGCCAGCAGCCACAGCCACAGCAGCAGCAGCAGUUUAUGAGCAAUGGUCUCAAUGGGGGCGUGGCUCUAGCCAAUGGACGCACAAUAGCCCAGCCCAGCAGCAUAUUAAAAGGCAGCAAAGAGAAUCUUUUGCAAAGCACUUACUAUAACGGUGAAGGCGGUGAGAGCAGCAUGGGCAGCGAAUGUGGUGGCCAGGAUAUGCAGCCGGGCACACAGGACGAUCCAGGCGAUGGUCUUGGUGCACUGCCACCAAAAUGGGAGACAGCGUACACUGAGCGUGGCGAGCUGUACUUUAUAGAUCACAAUACGGGCACCUCGCAUUGGCUGGAUCCGCGUUUGUCCAAGUAUCAAAAGAAAUCGCUGGAGGAUUGCUGCGAGGAUGAGCUGCCCUAUGGCUGGGAGAAAAUCGAGGACUCUAUGUAUGGGAUGUACUUUAUCGAUCAUGUGAAUCGACGCACGCAGUACGAGAAUCCAGUGCUGGAGGCAAAGCGACGUGCAGCAGAGCAGCGACAGCAGGAGCAGCUGCAGUUGCAACAACAACAACAACAGCAGCAGCAGCAGCAGCAGCAGCAACAGCAGCGCGCCAAGACGCCCACAGCGGCUCAAGAGUUAACAGCUGCUGCUGCUGCUGCUGGGGCAGACAACUCAAAGCUGCCUUACAAAUUCACGCGUAAUCCCGCCGAGCUGCAGGGUCAGCGCAUACAAACAACGCUGCUGAAGUCGACGCGUGGCUUGGGCUUCACCAUUGUGGGCAGUGAUGGCAGCGCCGGCGGCGAUGUUGAGGAGUUUCUACAAAUCAAAACUGUGGUGCCCAAUGGACCCGCCUGGCUGGACGGUCAGCUGCAGACCGGCGACGUGCUGGUCUAUGUGAACGACACUUGUGUGCUGGGCUAUACGCAUCAUGAUAUGGUCAACAUAUUCCAGUCCAUACUGCCGGGCGAGACGGCAGCCUUGGAGAUUUGCCGCGGCUAUCCAUUGCCCUUUGAUCCCAAUGAUCCGAAUACAGAGGUAGUGACCACCAUGGCUGUGGAGCGUUUGCCCAAUGAAGCGGAGCAGCAGCAGCGACGUCUCAAUGUGGAGCUUAAUUUGGAUGGCAACUACAACUUUCUGGACUUGGCUGGCGAGGGCGUCAGCAAGACCGACGGCUUCAUAUUGAUGAAGAAGCCCGAAAUUUAUACAUUCUCGAUUAUGAAAGGCGCCAUGGGCUUUGGCUUCACCAUUGCCGACUCUGCCUGCGGUCAGAUUGUGAAGAAGAUACUCGAUCGCAAUUGCUGCACACAGCUACUGGAGGGCGAUGUGCUGCUCGAGAUCAAUGGCAUACAGGUGCGCAAUAAGCCGCAUUUCUAUGUGGUGGAGCUGCUUAAGGAAUGCAGCCAGACGACGCCCACAGCGCUGAAGAUACAACGCACGCCGGCGGAUCCCAGUGCCAAUGGCUUGGGGAAUGUGGCCAAGCUGCGCAAGAAUUUUGUAGGCGGCACAGCCGGCGGUGGACUGUUUCGCAGCAAGACGCCGACAGCGGAUUUGUAUAGCACACAGGUGAAGGAGGUGCUGCCCAUGCGGCCAAAGACGCCGCUGGUGGACACAAGACGACGCGUGCUCACGCCCAGCAAUGAGCUGGAGGUGGCGACCUCAUUGGCCAACAAGUCGCCAGGCAAAUCGCAGAACAGUCUGCAGGAGCUGGACGAUAUGCCGCCGUUUAUGGAUGCCUAUCCCAAAAUGGUGAGCAGAUUAAGCGAACGCCUGGCCGAGGCCAGUCUGCAGGACGUCGAUGUGGACGGUGGUGGCAACUAUAAUCCCAUCUAUGGUCUGCCGCCCAGCAUGCAGCCGUUACCAUUGCCCUUGCCCUUGCCAUUGCCACUGGGUCAUCACGAGUCCUGCUUUUGCUUCGACUGCCAGGCGCAGCGUUUUCAGCGUCCACAGCCGGGCGCGCAGUUUGGCUACUAUGUGCCCCAGACGCCAGUCUCGGCCGGCAGCAGUCAGUACUCGCCACUGCAGGCGACGCAUAUACAAAACGAGCGCAUGCAACGUCGCGUCAAUGAGCUGCUCAGCGAUAGACGCCGCGUGGGCUUUGCUAACCUGGAUCCGUCGCAUGCUCAGCACUCGCCCACUUGGCGCAAUGGCGCCUUGCUGGAUGCCUCGGAGAAUGCGGAUCAGUGUGAGCUGACGGAGGUAACGCUGGAGCGUCAGGCUAUGGGCUUUGGCUUUCGCAUAGUUGGCGGCACUGAGGAGGGCUCGCAGGUUACGGUGGGACACAUUGUGCCUGGCGGCGCUGCGGAUUUGGAUCAGCGCGUUGCCACGGGCGAUGAAAUAAUUAGCAUCGAUGGCAUUAAUGUGUUGAACUCCUCGCACCACAAGGUCGUCUCACUGGUGGGUGAAUCGGCUGUGCGUGGUCAGGUUACAAUGAUACUGCGUCGUCGUCGCGGCAAUCUGUUGCAACAGGCGCCGCUGGCAACGCUUAGACGCUAUCCCUAUGACGUCAUAGUGAGUCGUCAUGAGAAUGAGGGCUUUGGCUUUGUUAUCAUAUCGUCAUCCAAUCAUUACUACGGCUCCACCAUAGGCAAACUCAUACCUGGCAGUCCAGCGGAUCGUUGCGGUGAGCUCAAGGUGGGUGACCGCAUUAUUGCCGUCAAUCGCAUUGAAAUUGCGGGCAUGUCGCAUGGCGACGUAGUCAAUCUCAUUAAGGAAUCUGGCUUGCAUGUGCGUCUCACCAUUGGCUGUCCGCUCAAGGAGGGCGGUCCAAGUCCAGGCGGCAGCAGCGCUGGACUAGGCUCAACUACGCCGCUGCAAGCUUCGCCUAGUUUGCUUAAAGUGCCGCAGCAGCCAACACAACAGCAGCAGCAGCAGCAACCACUGGAGUUGCCUGGCCUGGCUAUGCCUGGUAGUUAUCUGGAACGCACGAGCUCAAAUGUUGCCGCCACCUUGGCGCUGCAUCAGCAGCCGCAGUUAUGACUCUGAGAUUUGCGCAUUAGGCUCUACAAGAGCUUUCUCUAGUUACACACACUUAGCGUAGGCUUGUCCUUAAUAUUUUGCUUUAGUUAACUUUGUUUAGUCCUUAAGCAACCCCAAAGACUGAAUCUAGUAAGCACCUGUAACACUUCAAUUCGCGAAUCUCCGAACAGCAAAUUCACACAAAUUAUUUCUGCGUAUGCCACAGUUUAAAAACAACUUACACUUACUUAAUGUUUAAGUAAUGGCUAAGAUUGGCGUGCUACUCUUUUGAGCAAUUUAGUUAUAGCUAAUUGUAAAAUGCGCUAUACAUAAUCAAUAAAUUAAGUUUUAUGCACAAGUGUACAAAUGUAAAGCACUCGAAAAUGUACAUAUAUUAAGAAUAUAAAGCAUUAUAU